AUGAAGUUACUCAGUCUUUUCGUCACUCUUCUUGGAGUAUACGUUUGUUCUGCCGACUACUCUCCCCUGUCUUACGUGGACCGUCAAUGUGGUGAGGAUUUGAGCAAUCUCUGGCUUGAUGUCGUUGCAGUUGUUGAUAACUCUCAAGGAAUGACAGAUGAUGGAUUGAAUAAUGUGGCUGCCAACAUUCUGACCGUCUUCAGUAACGGAACUCGAAUUGGAUCUAAUACGUUCGAGCCCAGGACCACUCGGCUUGGAUUAGUCACCUACAACAACGUCGCCACUCAGAGGGCAGAUCUUAAUCAAUACAAAUCGAUUGGUGACGCAUACAACGGGGUUUUCGAUGCUCUCUCAACUACUGUGGACACUACUGAAUCAUAUUUAGCCACAGGACUCACUUUGGCGGAGAACAUGUUGCUAGAACAGAGUGCCAACUCUACUCGUGCUCACUAUAAAAGAGUAGUCAUCGUCUAUGCUUCGGAAUACAAGGGAGACGGAGAGCUGGACCCAUUACCUGUUGCAAGUCGAUUAAAACUAAAUGAUGUCUACAUAAUCACAGUUGCUUAUGAACAAUCGGGCGAUGAUGGACUUUUGAAAGGUCUUUCUCAGAUUGCAAGUCCUGGAUUCUCCUUUUCUAAUGAUGAUCAUCAAUCCGGAAAUCUCGUUGGAAAAAUCCAAUCAUCAUUGUUGCAGUCCAACUGUUUCUGCCCGAGCGACUGGAUUCAAUACCGCACAUCGUACUCUGAUCCUGCCUCCUACCGCUACGGUGUGUGCAUCCAACCCGUCAAUAUUAAUUCUAAUUGGCUUGCUGCAAAAAUAAGUUGCGGUCGUCGUUGGAACGUCUCCUCCCUUGCCACUGAAUUCAACCAAGCCAAACACGACUUUAUUUUGUCAGCUGUUAAAAAAGCUAAUGGAUUCGCUCCGCCGUAUAAGUACCAAAUCGGAUUGAAUUAUGUCUCUGGAUCAUGGGUAUGGGAUCAACCAGCGGGACGCCAACAGGUCCCACUUCAAAAACCUUUCAUGUGGCUCUCAAACAAUCCUCAGUCGGCGUCUGAUCAAUCUGCGGCAAUGAAUAUGCAGAGUGGACAAGGAACCGGAUGGAUGAGCAUCGCUACAAUGGUUGGUAGUGCUAAUUAUGUCUGUGAAACUUAUUCCUGUGAUACCGAUAACUAUUGUGAUGCUCAAUUUUUUAAGACGAAAUAA
Messenger RNA from Caenorhabditis remanei, 1203 nucleotides. RefSeq lists its product as uncharacterized. Gene Ontology annotation, biological process: innate immune response. The transcript is spliced from 4 exons. The coding region runs from base 1 to 1203 and encodes 400 amino acids. The record is from RefSeq and is a predicted model, not a curated record. NCBI's taxonomy places the organism in Eukaryota, Metazoa, Nematoda, Chromadorea, Rhabditida, Rhabditidae.